Messenger RNA from Thunnus maccoyii (southern bluefin tuna), 1430 nucleotides. RefSeq names its product peroxiredoxin-like 2A. The transcript is spliced from 5 exons. The record is from RefSeq and is a predicted model, not a curated record. Lineage: Eukaryota; Metazoa; Chordata; Actinopteri; Scombriformes; Scombridae.
CCUGGAGGAGGAGGGCCAGCCCCCUGUGGUGUAUAAUAAUCUUUAUUUCAUUUUCAGUAUCUCCAGUUGUCUUCCAGAUGCAGACUAGAUGACGGCGUCACUGAUCAAACGCGGCUGUGUUUAAUUAAGUCGGCUGAUCUCGGUCCAAAUAAAGGUUGGGUUAGGGAAACACUGAGGGGUGGACCGUAGCUGGGAUUUAAAUGCGCAUUUAGCCGCGGUGCAAUCAGAGCUGUUGUGGUUCCAGUGGUGCACAAGAUGCUUUAAAUCACAACGGACGGAGAAAGGAAGAUUGAGGAAGAACAGCGAUGGGGGUCGUAGUCAACGUUGUGGCUACUAUCGGUGGCUUCAUUACUGGUAUAAUGAAUUUUUUCACUGAUAUAUUUUUGACACCACCGCUGAAAGCAACUCUCAAACAUUUAGAGGAAACUGAGCUCAAAACUUUGAAAGGAGAAAUAAAGACUUUGAAAGGCAGGACUCUGUGGGAGAAGUCUGGAGCUGUCAUCAUGGCAGUUCGGCGGCCUGGAUGAUUUUUGUGCAGAGAGGAGGCUGCAGAGCUGUCCUCUCUGAAACCCCAGCUGGAUGAGCUCGGGGUCCCUCUGUACGCUGUGGUGAAGGAGGACGUCGGCACCGAGGUCCAGAACUUCAGACCGUACUUCAAGGGGGAGGUCUUCUUGGAUGAAAAGAGGCGUUUUUAUGGGCCCCGUGAGCGUAAGAUGGGCCUCCUGGCGUUCCUUCGUGUUGGGGUGUGGUUGAAUGGUCUGAGGGCCUUCAAGAAUGGCUUCAUGGGAAAUGUUUUGGGAGAGGGCUUUGUCCUUGGUGGGGUCUUCGUCAUUGGGAGAGGACAGCAGGGAAUACUGCUGGAGCACAGAGAGAUUGAGUUUGGAGAUAAAGUAAACAUCGAAGAUGUUAUCCGAGCUGCCAGAAGGAUACCACAGGAACUUCUUCCUCUGGAAAACAAAUAAUGCUUUUGAUUCGAAUCUCAUGUCAGGAAACAUCAUGUCCUUGAACAUCUGACAGUCCCACAUAUUGUAGAGUACAGAGAAAGUUUAGGACCAUAUAAGAUAUACAAAUUAUCAUAUAAAUGUUGAAAAAUGUUUCAGUUUUAUGGUAAAGAGUUUAAAGAUGCAGAUUAAAUAUUAAAGUCUAUAGUUUGGGAGAAAGUUAUUCAAAAAAUCUUCAGGAAGUGCAGAGUAGACAUGUGAGUUUGUUGAUGUAGCUGUUUCUGACAAACCAGGAUGCAUUUUGUGGUAUGACUGUCUGUGGUAUGAGGCUCUGAGUGUGUUAAUGAUGGUCUGUCUUUAAACUCAUCAGAGGAAGCAGACCUGAUCUCUAACACUCAGUUCCCUUUUGUCACUACUGAUACUACUGUGUCAUCCUGGCAGCCAAGAAACCGUGACCUAUGACCAAUAAAACAUGUCUUUGUAGCUGUA